Messenger RNA from Manduca sexta (tobacco hornworm), 7528 nucleotides. RefSeq names its product hormone-sensitive lipase (gene Hsl). The record is from RefSeq and is a predicted model, not a curated record. Lineage: Eukaryota; Metazoa; Arthropoda; Insecta; Lepidoptera; Sphingidae. Gene Ontology annotation, cellular component: cytosol. Gene Ontology annotation, molecular function: sterol ester esterase activity; triacylglycerol lipase activity. Gene Ontology annotation, biological process: cholesterol metabolic process; triglyceride catabolic process. The coding region runs from base 215 to 2689 and encodes 824 amino acids. The transcript is spliced from 16 exons.
GUCAUGUGUCAUUCGAUAAAUUUUCCUUCGUUGACGUAAAUAGAUUUCCCGUACUACUCGUCUACUCUAGCGAAACGAAAAAAUUAAAUAUAGCGAUAAACUAUUCUUAGCGAACCUAAACAUCAAUGUUAAUGUUAAUUGGCUAUGUAAAGAUAAAUGUAAUAAUAUCAUAAUAAUGAUACAAUGAUAGCAAAAUUUAUUCGCGAAGUAUUUUAUGAGGCUUAAGUUUAUUAGUCGCGGAUUUCGGUUUGCUUCGGGGAAUCUGUCGAAAGUAAUGUCGUUUUCGGAGCCGCCCGCGAAGGCGUCACUAUGCUGCGAAGAGACCCAGGAGGGUGCUCCGCCGACGUACGCGAUGUACGAGGCGCUGAAGGAUUCGUGCCAGAACAAUGCCACAUACUUCCAGCCCGACGAUAGUGAAAAUGGUCAACGCCUGUACCAGGGCUUCAUGACUUUACUGGAUCACAUAGACACAGUUUGGCCGCUUGUUGAUCAUGUGCGAAAGGUGGCGCCGCAAUACGACUUCGACGCAAAAUCCCCCGGGAACGGUUAUCGCAGUUUUGUAUCUGUGGUCGACUCGUGUGUGCUGUACGGAUUAAAACUGAGCCGGCAAGUAUCGACUGGCAGAGACGCGCUGCUGUUCCGCAAAGGGCACUUUGUGAAGGAAGUGGAAUCAUGUGGCCAACUCCUCGCAUCCCUAGGGACCUGUCUGCACCACCUACACACGUUGCUAACAUGGGCGCCGCCUGGAGAACUUUUCCCGACCGAACCUCACACGCCCGAGGAACUGUUCGCUCAAGCGGAUACGAUCAAUCAGUAUUGUUUUUAUGGAAGAUGUUUAGGGUUCCAAUUUCUACCGUCGAUGCGCGGAAUACUAAAAGGUAUAUCUAUAUGCAUGGCGGGAUUCUCGGAAGCGUAUUAUUGUCAAGGCAACCUGAUCAGCUCGGUGUGGACUGGAGGACAGUAUCUGAUAGACCCAGAGAUGAGAGCGAGACGGAUCGUCAACAUAUCGCAGUCGGCAAGCAUCGAAUUUUGCAAAGCGUUCUGGUUUUUGGCUGAAAGUGAGAUAAUGAAGCGCGUGCCGAGUCUGAUGUCGUCUACAGUGGCGGUGAACAAGCUGAUCACCAUCCCGCCGGAGCCGCUGACGGUCACAACCGCCGAGGGCAAGGAGACCACCGUCCUACCACCCACAGUGCAUAUCGGACUGCAAGGACUGAACGUUAGGUUGAUCAGCGUUAACAAGAGAGUUGGUAUGGGUUCGGACCGUUCGUCCUCAAUCCCACCAGCGGACGGCGUGCUAUUCCACUGUCACGGCGGAGGGUUCGUGGCGCAGAGCUCCAAAUCCCACGAGACUUACCUGCGAGACUGGGCGGCUAAGUUGAAUGUACCCAUUCUGUCAGUGGAUUACAGCUUGGCCCCACAAGCGCCCUUCCCGAGGGCUUUGGAAGAGGUGUUCUAUGCGUAUUGUUGGAUGCUGAAUAACUUCAAAGCUAUCGGGACUACGGGUAAACGCAUAGUGUUCGCGGGCGAUUCCGCCGGGGCGAACCUCGUGGCGUCAUGCACCCUCAAGAUAUUAAACUCCGGUCUCCGCAGACCAGAGGGGUUGUUCCUAGCGUACGCUCCGUUGAACGUGAGCUUUGUGCCGAGUCCCGCGAGAUUACUGUGUCUCAUGGACCCCAUACUGCCCUUUGGGUUUAUGAUGAGGUGUCUCAAAGCAUACGCCAGUCCAAACUCGAGUGGCAAAGGCGACAAGCACGGCAGCCAGACCGCCAUAAUGAGCGCCACCACGCCGCCAGAUAGCAACGGCUUUCUUAAAGUCAGUCCAUCACAGGAAGGUAUAAGCGAAGGUCCAUCGUCGUUCGAGGAAGUGUCGCCGUCGGACCUGGCGGAGCUGCAGGCUCACAAGUCCGGCAGCGAGCGCAGGAAGUCCUCCGACACCACCAUCAGCGCCGCUUCCUUGCAGAGCGAACACACUGCCACCGGUAUAACCCCACCAGAGGAUAAGUCGCAGAAGUACGUUGCAGACUUUCUAGAACGUUACGUGUUGGACAGCGACACGGACUCCGAGGGCAGGCGGAUACCGGUCAUCAAACCUAACCACGAGGUCAUCGACGAGGUGCAAGGGGAUCAAGAAUCGGAAGCCUCGAGCACGUUAGUCGGUGAAACUCCUUUAUUAGAAGAAUCUGAGCAGACUGCUGAACAAAAGAAAAGAAUGAAAUCAAGGAUAAGCGAAGCGGCGACGGGUUUCAUGGGCGCGAUGCAGUCGCGGCUGGCGUACAUCACCGGCUCCAACGCCAUCGUGCGGCCAACACAGGAAGAGCUGUCGGUGCGCAGUAACCUGGACGCGUUGAUCGCGCGGAGCCCGUCGGACGAGUUCAUAUUCAGCGUGCCACGUGAUCCAUACCUGUCGCCCUACUGGGCCGACGACCGCCUGCUCAAGAUGUUCCCGCCCGUCAGAAUACUCUCCGUACAUUUGGACCCGUGCCUCGACGACUGCGUGAUGUUCGCCAAGAAGUUGAAGAAGCUCGGGAACACAGUCAGUAUUGAAGUGUUAGAAGGAUUGCCGCAUGGGUUCCUUAAUUUUUCACUUAUGGCUAAGGAAGCAAACGAAGGCUCAAAACUGUGCAUCGAGCGUAUAAAACAGCUGCUAGAUUUGGAACAAGUGGCGCCAUCUAGCGAGAACGACUUAUGAAUGUGCGGGCUGUGCUGCCGCGCCUAGACUGUAGCCUACAUCCGAGCCUGACAUCCGGCCCGAGGGACGGUCGGCGCCUGCGCAUCGUAGUGAACACGUGGACUUAGGCGGUGCACAAAAGUGUACGUAAACUAUUAGUGAAAUUAUUUAUGUACGUAUUUGGACGGCAUCACAAUGUUCGGGUCGGAAAGACCAUAGAACAUAUAUAGUACCUUCAGAAAUGAUAGAUCGAAGGAAGGUAUAUAUUAUAUAAAUAACGUUUGGUUUAACAAAUCGAAAAAUAAAAGUACUAUAAAAGCAAAAAGUUGUAACCAUAGGACGCAGCGUGUUCGGAAAAAAUAUAUUUUUUUUAUUUCGUUGUCUUUUUCAACAAGUGCACCGUCAAUAUGAAAUUAAUUAUUUACUUUAUUUAUUAUGUUUUUAAUAUAAUGGAAAAUUCAUCAAACAUGUACAUCAGGCGCUGACUGUCAAUAAGCACUGAAGUGGUGCGAUCAAUAUGUAUUGAACGAUGUGUAUUGCGAGUUACCUAUUAUAUACAUCUUCGUAUAUUUAGAUAAUAUAAUACGUAUUUAAAAAGUGUAUCAAUAUUGAACAUUUUUAUGGGCUCUAUCCGCUAAAAUGUUCUCUCAUUGUGAUGCUGCCACGAGCGUCACUCUAAUUGGCAUCGCUUGAAGAAACUUGCAAAAAUUUAUUGCGCGAUUUAAUCUGCAUACAAUUAAUUGAUCGUGCUUGCGUUAACGUUUGUUCGUAUGAUUCGUUAAAAUAUGCCAAUAUGAACACUGAUACGUAUACAAAUAUACACAAGAUGUGAAACUGGCUGUAUGUGAUUAAUUAUUUUACUUUAGUCAAGUUUUUUAUAUAUUUUUAUUGAGGGUAACACCGGCCCUUUCAUACGAUGCUUAUUACUCUAUAGCCCGUCCACAGAUGGCCUUAUAUCCAGUAAUGGACAAUGUGAAGCUAACGCUUUUAUAUGUAGUGUCUAUUUAUAUACAUCUUAUAAUGCCCUGUAGUUGAUUUCAGACUCUCUCUUUUCAAUAAUCCCAAUAAAAAUGUUCAAUAUAAUAUCGUCCUACUUGCGUCGCUAUACGACGUUUAUGUGCACACAUAAUGUAUAUCUGUAAAUUUAUUUCUAUAUCGAAAUUAGCGUAUGAAAUGCUCAUUUACCAAUAAUUUUAAUAAACGAUCGUAUUCGCGUAUUUUCGAACGAAAAUUGACCAAUCAGAAUAAAGUAUUUUUGACAUUACAAAUAACUGGUUCUAAUUGGUUCAUUCUCGGGAUCAGAGAUUAAGAUUAGGAUCGUUUAUUGAACUGCCGUUAAAGGAGUAAAAUAUUUUAUUUGUACGUCAAGACAACGAUACCACGCCAUCCGUAAUGUUAUAAAAAUGGAAUACUCGGGAAUACAAACCAAAGUAUGUUUGAAAUAGUGUUUAAAUUUAUGCUCAAUAACUAACUACAUUUGCCACCGCAGUCUUGCUUUGAAAAAUAUUUUACACUUUUAAUGAAAGUAAAGACUUCUGUAUUGUACGUCUUGGAUAACAUAUAUAAAAAUAUAAUGCACUGUUGGCGGAACUAUAUCCAAGAACAAAAAACAAAGAACAAACAAUAUUAGAAACAAUGCCAAAUUAAACAUGAUCCAUUUCUUAUGAAAACAAAUGCGUGAAUAUUUAAAAAUGUUUUUUAAUGUAUUUAUACCAAUAUUAUACUUCUUUUUAGUUUUCACAGUCUACAAUUCUACACCAAAAUGUUUGUUAUCCGUUAAGUAUUUUCUCGACACGCCAAAGAUUUUGUAAUCGCUUUAAUUUUUGUAACAUCUUUUUCUACCUCUGAAAAGAAUUAAGGACUAUAUACAUAUAAGGGCGUACACGCAUAUACGCAUUUAUACUCUUAAAUAUACUAGAACUAAUGCCUCAAAAGUAUAUUAUUGGGCCAUACGCCACUAUAUGUGUAUACCUUUACAUAAAGGUCGGGAAGUGUAACAAGGAAAUGAAGUUAUUAAGUCACGUUUAAAAUGACAAUUUAUAAGCGUAUAUUUUAAAUAUUUCGAAGCGACGUAAUUAAUUAUUCGUGUUGUAGUCGAAGCUUUACGUGUAUAUAAUUUAUUGUUGUAUUUGUAAUGUUAGUGGUUGUGUGAUUUAUUAUGUGUUGUGUAUUUUCAUUAAUUAUUUAGUUUAGGAAAGGAAUGGGAAGGCUCGUGUAAAAAUAGGCCAUCGCCAACGGAUGCCGAGGCCAGGUGACAAUGAAAACUCAACCUUUUGAUUUUUGUUAUACAGCUAAUAUUGUGACAAAACCCAAGAAAUGCGGAAGCGGUUCGCCAGUUUACUAUUUACCAAUAUAAGACGUAUGAAAAAAAACUUAAGGUUGAUUAUCGUUGUCGAUUUCUUAACAUUUUAAUUAAAAAUAUUAGAUUGUAAUUUUGCUGUAACUCGAAAUUGUUUCGUUAUGUCUAACUCGAAUAUAACUAACUAACCAGUAGAACACUCAAAUGUUCCAAACACACGAUUGUUGUCACACUAAUAUUUUGUGCCGGCAAAAUAUAUUGUAUGUUGAAUAUAUUGAAAGCAAUAUCUUAUAGUAGCAGUCCUACAAAAAAAAUUUACUGCUGGGUCCAAAUACCUCAACCAUUUGUGACACCAUACUUGAACACAACUAGUUUGACCCGUUGCUAACUUCAAGUAACCUCUAAAUAAGAAAAUAUCUGAAUAUAGUGUUCAUGAGUGGUAUUUGGUAACACUAUUUUAUUAUGUAUUGUUAAUUUAUUACUAUAAUAACCAAUAAAUCCCUAUACUAAGGGAACGAUGGGGAAGUGUGGCAAAAAAUAUGAAUAUUAAAAUAACAUUUAUUUUUAUUAAUUUAAAGUUCUACAAGCCGGGUGGAUUUUAUUUGAAUGAAUUUAAAAUGUGAACCUAUACAGUAUACCUUUCAUACCGUAUAAUUCCUUCUCGAAGUAUUUCAUUGCCAAAAUGCAUAUAAUCACAACGGUUUCCUCUGUUAAUACUGGAAGCUUAGUUAAAGGCUUGUGUAUAUUCUUAAAAAAAUCAAUGCAUUUUAUAACAUUCAGUUCCUAAUAAAUGCAAAUACUUAACAUCACAAUGUUUUGAAAAUUUCAACGUCACGCUAGAUAAUUUAGUUUGAAUUUAAUGUAGUAACCUUAGGUAUUAGUAGAGUUACAUUAAUGUUAUAUAUACAAAAAGAUGGAAUGCUCAUCUCUGUUAACAAAGCUAUGGUAAACAGCAUUGUACAGAUUGGCAAUUCAAAAGAAAAUUUAUUAUUUUUUGAUACUUUUAAAUUGGAAGUAAAUCCUAAAUGUUAAAAUGUAAUAAUGUUUGCCAUGUUUUUUCUCUAACGUUGCUACCUAGAUGGCUAUUAAAUGCCAAAGAGUGCGCAUUUUUUCUUAAAUUUUCUUGAUCAUUCCGUCUUAAACUUCAAUUGUCAGAUCUUAUGUCUUUGUUCGUGAAACUUAUUUAUUUAAUUUAAUAGUUUAUGUUAUAUUAGAUGUGCUAGUUUAGAAUGUGUGUGAUAACUUCGAACAUUUUAUAAAACUCACUUGUUGUAUUUCAAUAACUUUAAUAGAUUUAUAGAAGGUAUAGCCUUUUAUUACCUAUAGUGAAAUUUUGUGCAAAUAGCUCUUGCAAUUUAAUAAGUAGUCAAAUUAACCGAAUUGUGUACAAUUGGCAAUAAAAAUUAAAAUGUAUAAUUGUUGUUACAUGCCCAUACUCCCCCAAAAUGUCAUAUUAAGAAUUUAAAAUCUUAUAAAAUGGAAUUUAAAAAAAAAUUAUGGCUCACUAAUAUCAAUGGUUUAUAGUUUGAACAACCAUAAACAAAAAUCAGUGCAGAGAACUAACUCAUGGCCUUCGGCAUACGACGCCAUCGAAAUCAUAAAGAUUUACAAAAAUUUAAGCAUGGUAAACUUUUUAUUGAAGAAUUUUUAUUGCUGAUUGUGCUGCAGAUUGAUGCUUUAAAUGAUUUCGCGUUAGUUUUUAUGUAGGGGUCCAUGAAGCAUCGGUCGGAAGGAGACUAAUGCAUAUCACAGCGCCACUCACCGCUGACCUACGCAUUAUACAAGUACAUUCUAUAUGCAUUACUUAAAUAUUAUAAUAUUUUUAUAGGUGAAUCGCAAAAUGAUUUUUUUCUUUGCAUCUUUUAUAUAUUUUUUUUAUAUUAUGUACUUAAAAAAAACAAUGAUGAUUAAUUUAACUUUAAUUGUAAAUAAUUUCUUUAAGAGUUUAAUUUUAUUUACCGUUCAAUAUUAUUAAAUAGUGUUCUCCAGAUUUAUUUUAUUAUACGUUGAUGUAAAUCCGACAAGGCCAUUACUUACUGCAAGAAUACAAUUAUUUUAAAAUAUCUAGUUACACGCAACCUUGUGUGCGUGUUGUAGACAUCAUAAUCUAAUAUCGGCGAGGUCAGAUGUGUGUGCGCGCUUUUGUUGCGGUCGCUAUUAGAGGGUUAAAUGCAAUAUGUUAAAUGUAUCUGUGAUAGCGAAUUGAAAUGCAUUGAUAUAGCUAACAGUAUUCUAAAAUACUAAACAUAUAAUAUAAAAUAUAAAUAACAUCGUAUUGAAACGAUUCUUAUAUCUUUUCGUGUAAAGGAAAUGGAAUAUAAUGUAUUUAAAAUAAUAUUUUUAUAGAAUAACUGAAAUUUAAUUCUGUAGAAAAUUGUAUUGCAUAUUGUAAUUUAUUUAUGAACAUAUGAAAACUAGGCCUUGAAAUAGACACUAUUUAGAAUAAUCAAUAAUCACAAUCGAAAUAGUUACGACCAAAGGUUGUAUAGUAACCAACUAGUCAUACGACAAUAUUGUACAAUGUGUUUUAUUUCAAUAAACUAAUGCAAUUAACUGUGUUA